Molecule: messenger RNA, 681 nt
Organism: Oryza brachyantha (malo sina)
Lineage: Eukaryota; Viridiplantae; Streptophyta; Magnoliopsida; Poales; Poaceae
Product: putative glycine-rich cell wall structural protein 1
Exons: 1
Coding region: 1-681 (226 amino acids)
Source: RefSeq, a predicted model, not a curated record
AUGGCCAGAUCCAAGUUUGUGGCACUUAGCUUUAUCGUCCUCCUUAGCAUUGGACUGACCAAUGCUACAAGGGUAGCUCGAUAUGUGAGCGCCGGAGGCGGCGGUGGUGGAGGAGGUGGCGGUGGUUCCGGGAAUGGUUCCGGGUGGGGCUCUGGAUCUGGAUCUGGAUACGGCCAGGUCGGUGGGUCAUCUGGUGGAGCAUAUGCUAGUGGAGGUGGCGGUGGAGGAGGUGGAGGAGGUGGGCAGAACGGUGGAUCUGGAUAUGGUUCUGGAUCUGGUUCAGGAUAUGGCCAGGCUAGUGGAUAUGGGUCUCAUGGUGGUGCAUAUGCUCAAGGAGGCGGUCAAGGUGGUGGGGCAAAUGGUGGGACUGGAUAUGGUUCUGGGUCUGGCUUUGGAUAUGGUCAAGCUGGCAGCUAUGGUCCUCAUGGCGGAGCAUAUGCUCAAGGUGGCGGACAAGGGGGUGGCGGCGGCGGUGGAUAUAAUGGUGGAUCAGGUUAUGGUUCCGGCUCUGGCUCUGGGUAUGGUCAAGCUGGUGGAUACGGACCUUAUGGUGGUGGAUAUGCCCAUGCAGGCGGUCAAGGUGGUGGCGGUGGUGGUGGUCAGAGUGGUACAGGUGGCCAUGGAUAUGGAAGUGGCUCGGGAAGCGGCUCUGGGUCUGCCUAUAGUGGUGGCCACCCAUAA